Debaryomyces hansenii CBS767 is the source of this 600-nucleotide messenger RNA. RefSeq names its product Nce4p (gene NCE4). The record is from RefSeq and is a predicted model, not a curated record. The transcript has a single exon. NCBI's taxonomy places the organism in Eukaryota, Fungi, Ascomycota, Pichiomycetes, Serinales, Debaryomycetaceae. Bases 1 to 600 code for a protein of 199 amino acids.
AUGGAUAAUUUACAACAAGCAACUAGAAAUUCGUUCGAACCUCAGCAAUAUUUGCAAGCAAAGGCAACUUACACCCAACAUCCUAUACUAUUUCAUAUAAUACAAGUUGCUGAUAUUUCCAGAUCGCGUUUGAACCAAUUAGAUGAAUGGCAAGAAUAUGAAGAUCCAAAUAGUGUAUCGGUAGACCGAGUAAGUAAAUUCAACAACAAGAAAUACCUGGGUAAUCGCAUAAUUAGAGAAGUUGAUAUGAAUACAGAUAAUGGAAUGAAUAGAGAUAAUUCUAAACAUUUUGGAGGCAUAUAUAAGUUGACGUUGAAAGACAAUUUUGAAAACUACUGCUUUGCCUACGAAUAUAAUGACUGUUUGCAAUUCUUACGACUGAACAGUUCUACGGGGACACCUUUAGGUAUCCCAUUGGGAGGUAGACUUCUUGUGAAGAAAGGUACUCUUGUUAUGAACGGUGCCAUAAUGUUGAAGAAAAUACAAUGUCAAUAUUUGGGAAUUGAUGAAAAUGAUAAGACUCUUUCAGAAAAAUUGAAUAGCGGAAUAGUUAAGAAACACAUUGAUUUGCUAAAUGAAGAACUUACUUCGAAUCCUUGA